AUGGCGAUUUGGCGAGGGUGGCGUCGCAGUGGCGUAGUAUGUAGUGCCACGCCCGGAAGGGGACUGCGCGACUGGACAUUUCAUUUGGCCCGGGCGCGGCGUCCAGCUGCUUGCUCACUAGCGCUCACUGCUCACUUUCCAACACACACACGCGCGGGCGCGUGUCUCUGGCCCACUCACAGCACACCUACCUCUCCAACAACACACCCUCCGCCAUCCUCCGCCUUCGCCGCGCCUUCACCUCUCCCACCACCUCCUCUGCGUUCACACAUUCCACCCACGCCCUCUGCCCUCCGUCCACAACGCCACCUCCUCUCCACCCGCGGGCAUCGGCACCCCCGAGCUCAGGAACGCCAUUCUUAGCCUCUCCAUUGAACCCCUCGACGAGAUCUAUGUACAGACAGACACGCUCGCGCUCGCCGGCGCCCGCAUGCGCACCCCCCGACACGUCGCGCGACUCUUCGUGAACUAAAUCUCAGGCUUCGUGUCAAGCAGCCCUCCCUUUUUCAACAUCACGGAUGGACAUGGAUACGGGCGUUGGACCUGGAGUCAGGGCGGGGGCCGGGGCAGGGCCAGUGCGCCCGGAGAGCACAAUGCCGCUGGGUUUGAUCGCGUGGUGGUACGGGGGCUUCGUGACGAAGGGGCGCGCGAGUGGGGGUGAGUUUCUGGAGCAGAUCGAGUGAGAGCAGCUGACGGGCUAGGGGGCCGUCGUCAAGACACGCACUCUAUGACAUGUUUGGAAGGCAGCGGGGUGGCGGUUCGUCGAUGAAAGGGGAUGCGGCUCAGGCGCGGUGCGAGGCUCGGAGGAACAGAGCACGGCAUACUACCUUCGCGUACGGCGGUGCACACGCGCAUACAGGUAAGGGACACGCGCGCGCGUGCUCGAGCGCGAAGAUCAUACUAGCUUCAUGCAAAGUCCAUCAACGCCCACGACACAUGUCGCACGACGCACAGCGCGACGGCGCUAUCCUCUGCGUCGCGUAUGAGAAAAGCGCGAAUUGGACAACGCCAGACAACUGAUCAGGGCCGACGCGAUGUUGCCAGGGCUCGUGCACAUCAUUGCUCUACGAACUGACGACGUCCAUCGUGCGCCGAGCGCUGGCGUUCGCGGUUCUGCCAGCGCCGAGCUCCUCGCGUGAGCGCGUACAUGCCGCGACUCGCUCAUCUCAAGGCACGCAUGUGCACCCGGCUAGGUCCAUCCUACAGACGCUCGCGCAGAAGGACUGUGCAUACGUGAGGGUCGUGCAGAGCGAGACCACCCGGUGUUUACACAUAGGCCAAUGGUCGUGUCGGAUGAAUAUGCGCAGAAACAUCUGGCGCAGGUAUAGGCUAUGUACGUGUUUCGCGGCUACAAUAUACAUAUCAGACACAGAAGAAGAUACUCAUCCG
Heterobasidion irregulare TC 32-1 is the source of this 1389-nucleotide messenger RNA. RefSeq lists its product as uncharacterized. Bases 1 to 363 code for a protein of 120 amino acids. The record is from RefSeq and is a predicted model, not a curated record. The transcript is spliced from 4 exons. NCBI's taxonomy places the organism in Eukaryota, Fungi, Basidiomycota, Agaricomycetes, Russulales, Bondarzewiaceae.